CCAAAGCCUCGGAAUCGAUUCUUUUUCGGAUACGAGGAUUUUAAGCUGCUGUUGCUGCACCUAGUUUUCCAAUAUAACAUAUCUAUUCCGUUUUCUACACCGUUUGCAUCUGUCUGCACAAACAGACAGCGUCUCUCACCUCCUCCCGGCUCCCAGUAAACAUGGCAGAUCGAGAGUACUUGGUUUACCAGGCUAAACUAGCAGAACAAGCCGAGAGAUACGAUGAAAUGGUGGAGUCCAUGAAGAGCGUCGCAGGAAAGGACACCGAGCUGACCGUAGAGGAGAGAAACCUGUUAUCGGUGGCGUAUAAGAACGUGAUCGGCGCUCGACGAGCCUCCUGGAGGAUCAUCAGCAGCAUCGAGCAGAAAGAGGAGAGCAAGGGAGGAGAGGGCAAGCUCAAGAUGAUCCGGGAAUACAGACAAGCGGUUGAGAAUGAGCUGAAAUCUGUUUGCAGUGACAUACUGGAUGUCCUGGACAAACACCUCAUUCCUGCCGCCAACACGGGAGAAUCCAAAGUCUUCUACUACAAAAUGAAAGGAGACUACGACAGGUACCUAGCAGAGUUUGCCACAGGUAAUGACAGGAAGGAAGCAGCGGAGAACAGUCUGGUGGCGUAUAAAGCUGCCAGUGACAUCGCCAUGAUUGAGCUCCCGCCCACACAUCCCAUCCGGCUCGGACUCGCUCUCAACUUCUCUGUCUUCUACUACGAGAUCCUGAACUCCCCCGACCGCGCCUGCAGGUUGGCGAAGGCGGCGUUUGACGAUGCGAUCGCGGAGCUGGACACGCUGAGUGAGGACAGUUACAAGGACUCGACGCUCAUCAUGCAGCUGUUACGGGACAACCUGACACUCUGGACCUCAGACACACAGGGAGACGGUGAAGAACAAACUAAAGCAGCGCCUCCAGAUGCUGAGGAAGAAAAGCAGUGAGAAGUGACGGCCAACACGCUAAACUCCCUUCUCUCCAUCCAUCUCUCUCUCUCUCUCAGCGUCUCUCGUGUGUCCCUGUCUCUCAGGGAAGCUCAUGAUGUCAUCGAGAAGAGAUCAGAUGCUGUCUAUCACUUCAUCUUUCUCCCCUCUCUCUCUCUCGCUCGUUAUAUCAUCGCUUUGCUCUCUGAUCGUCUACACUGGUUCGGAAUAAUUACGACUAGAAAAGAUCUCUUCAGCUCCCCAGGGCUACAUUUGUUUAAUAAAAAUACUUUAAAAACAGUAAAAUGGUGAAAUAUCAGUAAGAUUUAGAUGACUGGUUUCUAUUGUAAUAUGUUUUUAAAAUAUCUUGUUUUUUUCAGCAUCAUUAUUCCAGUCUUCAGUGUCACAUGAUCUUCAGAAAUUCAGAAAUGUUCUCAUUUAUUGGUGCCCAAGGAUGCAUUAAAUUGCUCAUAAAUGCUGUUAUUUUGAAAUUCCUGUUCAUAAAAGAUUUUAGAAAAUAAAAAAGGGGUUUCCUCAUAAAUAUUAAGCAAAAAAACAACAUUGACAAUGACCAUUAUUAAUAACUGAGCACCAGUAAUAUUUGAGCAGCAGAUCUGCGCAUUAGAAUGUUUUUGAAGGAUCAUGUGACACAGAAAUACAUCACAUUUUAAAACAUAUUCAAUUAAAUUGUAAUAUUUCUCAGUGUUACAGUUUUUACUAUACUUCUCAUCAAACAAACGCUCGUUAAGCUUGAGAGAUUUAAAUAAUCUGAAUUAUUCCAAACGUUUGACCGGUAGUGUAUAUUUUUGGGGUUUAGGGUUUUAUUUUUAUUUUAGUCAUAUUUUUUUCUUAAGUGUUUUUUAACUAACUAUUCACUUCGAUCUUGUAUGAUUAUAUGAGGCCAGAACGGAGAGUUUUCCUCUGUAAGGUGUUAGGUUUAUUCCCUGUUACAAGAUUCCUGAGAAUCACACUUUUAUUACGUAAGCUUGCGUUUGCAUAUUUCUUCAUCAGUGUUGUUCAGCUCAGUGGCCAGGAACGGAGGAAUUUAUUUUUAUGUUCUUGAAAAGUAGAAACGCAAGCCAUUUAUCAUAAACGUACCAUCCUUAAAUGCAAAGUGUUUAUAUACAUAUAUAAAAUGUAAUUUUUUUUGUCAGCAGGUUCUCUGUAUGUGGUAGUGUGUGAUGUGGUCUGUGACAAUGGGUCAAUAACUAUAACACUUUUCAAGCUUUUAGGAAAUUAAUGCAAACCUCGCCUCACUGUUAUUCAAAAAAAUAUUGCUAUAGAGCCAUAAAUAGGAUGGCUUUUUUUCUCAAGAUCAGAUGCAAAACAAGCACGAUGCAUUAGUUUUCCUUCAAGUGAGUAUGAAGUGUAACUCUAGUUAGGGAUUUUGGUCACACUUUACCAAAACAUUUGUUAACAUUAUUUAAUUAUAUGAGUUAACAAUAUUUAAAGAAUAUUAAUUAAUCUUAGUUCAAUUUUAACAGUUAUACAUUUGUCGUUUACUACCGGUAAAUGCUUUAAAAUUUGAUCACACUAUUUUAAGGUGUCCUUAUCAUACUGUUAUUAUGCAAUUAAGUACUGUGUAAUAUUAAUUAACAUUUACUUUAGAAUUUUAGGUCCGUUUCUUUUUAAUUUGAUACAGUAAGUACAGUAAUGUGCAACAAGGACACUGUAAAGUUAAGCAAGUUACCAAAUAUUCUGCUGAUUGCUAGUUCAACUUCGUUAAUGCAUUAAUGUUAACAAAUGAGACUUUGUGAAGUGUUACCAGGAUUUGUUUGUGUAUCUUCUCUGGGUCUGACUCUUUCUCUCUUCUGUCAGCAUCCUCAUGUAUUUCUUCUGUUUCUUCAGUACGUGUAACUUGAAUCUGAUUUGUACAACUAUUCGUUCUGCCUGAAGCCAACAAGCACCUGGAAACACCGCAUGGGAUCCACUCCACCGUUCAGAUAAACCAAGACUAAAUAAAUGAACUAAUAAAACACUAUCUUUACCUUUC
Carassius auratus (goldfish) is the source of this 2901-nucleotide messenger RNA. Its product is annotated as 14-3-3 protein epsilon-like. Bases 162 to 929 code for a protein of 255 amino acids. Lineage: Eukaryota; Metazoa; Chordata; Actinopteri; Cypriniformes; Cyprinidae. The transcript is spliced from 6 exons. The record is from RefSeq and is a predicted model, not a curated record.